AUGCCUUCAAUGGAUUCCGGUAACUCCACACAGAGCCGUCACAAUUCUAAUAUCAAUCAACUCAAUAGACCCAAAGCAGAGCACUUUGCCAGGAGGCAAAAUAUUGAACAGCAGAGAAAAUCUUUGCCAAUUGCUGCAGCUGAAAAAUUACUUUUGGAGGAGGUUAGGAAUAAUGACACACUAAUAAUUGUUGGUGAGACGGGCAGCGGGAAGACAACACAAUUGCCCCAGUAUCUUAAUAACGGAGGGUUCUGUCGCGAUGGUGGGAUAAUUGGGAUAACUCAGCCUAGACGUGUUGCUGCUGUCACUGUUGCAAAACGGGUUGCUGAAGAAUGUGGAGUUGCAUUGGGCCAAAAAGUUGGAUAUGCCAUUAGAUUUGAGGAUGUGACUUCCAGCUCAACAAGGAUCAAGUAUAUGACAGACGGAUUGCUAUUAAGAGAAGCGUUACUUGAUUCAUAUCUCUCCAAGUAUUCUGUUAUUAUCGUUGAUGAGGCUCAUGAGAGAACCGUCCACACUGAUGUAUUGCUCGGCUUAUUGAAGACUGUACAAAAGACGAGGUCUAAAGGUGUCAGUGAUGCAGCAGAUAUUGAUCAUAGGGAAGUCAAGAAUGGCAUGCUGUUGGAAAAGCACAAUGGUUCGGAAGUUGCCAGUACUAUGAAGCAUUGCCGAGGCAAGAAAUUGUCUCCUCUGAAGAUUAUUAUUAUGUCUGCCAGUCUAGACGCACGGGUUUUUUCCGAGUACUUUGGUGGUGCAAGAGCUGUGCAUGUGCUGGGUCGACAGUACCCUGUUGAUAUACUCUAUACUCGUCAACCUGAGACUGAUUAUGUAGAUGCAGCUUUGAUUACCAUAUUUCAGAUACAUAUAGAGGAAGGUCCUGGCGAUAUACUCGUGUUCUUGACUGGCCAAGAAGAAAUAGAAUCUGUGGAAAGGCUUGUCCAUGAGCGCCUUCCACAAUUGUCCGAAAGCAAACGGAAGCUUUUGACCUUUCCAAUAUUUUCAUCUCUUCCAUCAGAGAAACAAAUGAAAGUUUUCUUGCCUGCCCCAAUUGGGUUUCGAAAGGUAAUAUUAGCUACCAAUAUUGCUGAGACAUCAGUGACAAUACCAGGAAUCAAGUAUGUCAUUGACCCUGGAAUGGUGAAAGUACGCACGUACGAGGCAUCUACAGGGAUUGAACCAUUAAUCGUCGUCAAAACUUCAAAAGCACAAGCACUUCAGAGGAGUGGACGUGCAGGCCGUGAAGGACCUGGGAAAUGCUACCGUCUUUACCCAGAGAGUGAAUUUGAUAAGCUCAAGGAUUCCACGACACCUGAAAUUAAAAGAUGUAACCUAUCAAAUGUUAUUUUGCAUCUUAAAGCUCUAGGCAUUGAUGAUAUUAUCGGCUUCGACUUCAUUGAACAACCAGACAGGAUUUCUAUCGUGAAGUCGAUGGAGUUGUUAUUCUUGUUAGGUGCUCUAACAGAUGAAAGUAAAUUGUCUGAUCCAGUGGGGCAAAAGAUGGCCAGGCUUCCACUGGAUCCUAUUUAUUCCAAGGCUCUCAUUAUUGCCAGUGAAUUUAACUGCUUGGAAGAAAUGUUAAUAGUUGUUGCAAUGCUCUCUGUGGAAUCUAUCUUUUAUGCUCCCCGUGAAAAGUUGGAAGAGUCUCGGAAUGCUUUAAAAAGCUUCUCAAGUCCAGAGGGGGAUCAUUUGACUUUCCUGAAGGUAUAUCGUGCUUCUGAUGAGUUCUUGCAGAAGAGCAACUUAGUGAACAGUAAAGAAAAAGCUGAAAAAAAUCUCAGAAAAUGGUGCAAGGAAAAUUUUAUCAAUAGCCGGUCCCUGAAGCAUGCUCGUGACAUCCACAGUCAAAUACGGAGGAAUGCAGAACAAAUGGGUCUCCUUGUCACUUCAUGUGGAGACGACAUGCUUCCUUUUCGCAGAUGCCUAGCUGCUUCCUUUUUUCUUAAUGCAGCUUUGAAGCAGCCUGAUGGUACAUACAGGGCUUUGUCAAGUGGUCUUACGGUGCAAAUCCAUCCGUCAUCUGUUUUAUUCCGGAUGAAACCUGAGAAUAGUAAUAGAAGUUCCAUGGGGGCAAAGAGGAGGGAGCAUAUGCAUAUCUUUGCUCCAUAUAGAUGGGGGACUUGCUCUUGA
This is a messenger RNA of Fraxinus pennsylvanica, 2124 nucleotides long. The record is from the annotation of a GenBank genome assembly. Lineage: Eukaryota; Viridiplantae; Streptophyta; Magnoliopsida; Lamiales; Oleaceae.